AUGUCCCACGAUUUGUCUCUCUCACCGAUUUCCACGAAACCAAUGUCCAAACCCCAGUGGGGGCGCUGCAGCAUUCUACAGCCAGUAACCCAGUCACCAUUUAAGCGCGCAAAUGUAAUCCUCUACCUUCCUCCAGGGCCUCUAUUCUUAACCAGCCAAUUGGACAAUGCAGACAGUGCUGUUGACGAGACUGAGAGGUCCACCCACCAAGAUUGGUUUCCGUCGCCACAGCAUGCCCUCUCUGCGACCACAUUAUCCACCGUUGUAACGGUCAACUACCGGGCCGGUCAGCAGGAUGAAUAUGGGAAACAAAAACGCUACUAUUACCCUGGUCCCGUACACGAUGUGUUGGCAGGAUUUGACUGGAUAUUUGAAAAUCUGAAAACAGAACGGCUAUGUGUGUUUGGGAGGCAUAUCGGGGGUUCGCUGGCUGUGAUGCUAGCGCUCACUGAGCCGAGAUCCAUUGCUGCUUUAGCUGCGCAUGAGCCGAUGUGUGAUUGGACUAGUUUGGAUGAUUAUUGCUUGAAGACUGAUCCUGCAUGUGAAGAGGGUGUUGCUGUCAACGGGAACCAUAACAAGGGCGAUGUUAGCCAGGGAGAAAAUGGGAUACUAGCGGAGCAAACAGCUAAAAAAAGCAGACGAAAGAGGAAAACCUCAGCACAUCCACCAGAUCUUGUUCCCCUCCUCGAAGCCCGGAGAGCGUUGUUCCGCACUCCAGAUAAAUACCCCAUUCCCGUGCUCAAAGUUCCCCCCAAAGAGAUAAUUAGCGGCCCGGACCCUACCCGAUACUUCCAAGACCUGGACCCGGAUCUAGUACCACCACCUGUUAAUCUGGACUCUGAUCCUGAGAUGCUUGGAAAGCCUGUCCGGCGCAGGAAAGCUCUGUCCAGAUGGCCACCCUAUGGCCUGGAAUACACAGAAAGACCCGGGGUGAAACCUGUAGACCUAUGGAGUAGUAAACCUAACUUGCCACAUGUGCGUAUAUUCGUACAUAGUAACUUGGCUUCUGAUCCAGAGUUAGAUUCAGCUCCGGAGUCGGACGUGGAUAUUUUCGCGAAUACGGCAUUUUCUGCUGGGGGUGAGAAAUGGACUGUUUCGAACUUCGGAGUCGGCAAUUUAGCUAGUCAAGUCGAGGAGCAGAUGGAACCCGACUAUGGACCAUCUACGGAAGAAGGCGUUCCUACCCCCACGUCACCAUCCUCGUGUUCUCGACGCUCACGCAUUCCCCGUAAACGCACCCUAGAGGCUGACGGGGAAACGAUAUUGGCACGCCAGGGUGGGGAAAUGGUUUCUCUAAUGCGGAAUGCAUGCUUCUGGGGUCGAGAGAAGGGGUAUGCGGAGGAAAGGGUUAAAUAUGUGACGAUUCCCUUGUCGUCAUCUUCAGCUUUGUCUCAUGAUCCUAGCACUACUGAGUUAGGGAGACGUGAAAAUGACGGGAAUGGAACGGGGGGAUAUACGAGUGACUUUCCCAGUGUUGAGGAGCGAGCUGGAAGAUACUUCUUCGAUAUCCUGGAGCGAAAGCCCGGGGAGAAAUGCAGGAUUCUCCCCGCGAAGUUAAAUAUUCGGGAAAGCUUCCUACUCGGCUACGCGAUAAAAUAUUGUACGGCACAUGCAGAAAUUGCACAGGAUGCAGGGAGUCUAUUAGACCUUACCGUGGAGAUCCCUACCUGUAUAAAGAACGUCUUACGACGCUGGUUGACAUGGGCAACCAUCGCACUCAGUCCUUAUGCUUCUGAGAUGUGGUCAGAAAGCCUGUUCAAGCGUCCUCAAUUUACCCCCCAUCGACUGGUAUUCGGGGAACGUCACGAGCGUGAAACAGGGCUUCACGCUGAAUCAAUCGUGAUAGGUUGUUGGAGCUCUAGGACUAGGCUGAACAGAGGGCUCAGGGGCCGAACACGACAAUUUCCAGAAUCCGAGACUCUUCUUGACAUGAGGGAACUGGCUCGAUCCUCAAGAGUGAAGGCUGUAUUCGAGAAGGGUUUGACUUCAAUUCUGGCAAAGUCUUCGAAUGCCCAUCGGAAUCCGACCGAGGGACAAAUCAGAACCUCGAUAAGAGCUGGCCAUAAAGGCAAAGUGGGAUCUAUCAUUAACUCGAGGUAUGCGAGAGCUCAAUUCGCCGAGAUGCAGCAACGACGGCAGAAGGAGGAGGAGGAGGAAUCAAACCAACAUAUUUAA
Molecule: messenger RNA, 2175 nt
Organism: Paracoccidioides lutzii Pb01
Exons: 6
Coding region: 1-2175 (724 amino acids)
Source: RefSeq, a predicted model, not a curated record